AUGCUGCGCAAGCCGCCGUCGCUCCACCAGGCGAGCUCAGGGUUAGGGAUGACGACAAGCUUGAGCCCCCAUGCCGCCGGAAUGCGUGGUCCAUCACAAGGUCAAGGUGCCUUCACCCCGUUGUCUCAGUUAACCCUCGGAUACCACGGUUGGAGGAGCAGAGUCCGGGUGCGCGUCUCCAGGAUUUGGGUGGCCUCCAAUCCAAAUACUGGCGAGGAAUACGGUCUCCGCUGCCUCCUGGUCGACAGCGAGUUAUGCAAGCGUGUGCGCGUCCCUGGGUCGGAGCGACUCAAACACCAGCUAGUUGAAGGGAAGGUCUACGCCUUGUCGAAUUUCGGAGUACGCGAAAAACUGGACAAGUACAUGGCCUGUAGCAAUGGUUUAGUAAUUAGCAUGGGAGCACAGACAGUGGUGAACGAGACAACCGAUCAUACCGGUUCUUCGAUACCUCUCCAUGGCUUCGAGUUUGUUGAUUUUGGUGAUCUUCCAUCUAGGAACAAUGACAGGAGCUUGCUUACGGGUAGAUGUUUUGGGAACUGA
Molecule: messenger RNA, 540 nt
Organism: Miscanthus lutarioriparius
Lineage: Eukaryota; Viridiplantae; Streptophyta; Magnoliopsida; Poales; Poaceae
Source: the annotation of a GenBank genome assembly